Molecule: messenger RNA, 3545 nt
Organism: Plectropomus leopardus (leopard coralgrouper)
Lineage: Eukaryota; Metazoa; Chordata; Actinopteri; Perciformes; Serranidae
Gene: zfta
Product: zinc finger translocation associated
Biological process (GO): negative regulation of DNA-templated transcription
Source: RefSeq, a predicted model, not a curated record
GGCGCUUCCACAGAGCAGGACGGAGCGGAGGGCUCAUUUCGCCGGCGGAAUACAUGAUUGUGUGAUUCUAUGAAAAGUUAACUUGGCUCCCGUGCGGGGCGCGUGGGGGGACAUCGUAGAGCACGGGCUCCUCAGCGAUGGGCUCGUGAUAGAGCGCCUGGCAGAUGCGUGUCGAACGGUGCCGAGCGGUGUGAACAUGUUAGUGUGAAACAUGUUGUUGUGAGUGUGACAUGUCCCGCUUCAGCGCGAGCGCCCAGUGAAGGUAAGGAGGACCAGCAGCCAGUAUUGAAGCCGCGGCCAGGCCAGUGAUGGAAGAGAAAGAGACGGGGAAGAGCGAGCCCGUGGACCUCCGCUGUGCCGAGCAGACUGAGCUGCUCUCAUUAAUAAUAAGCGGAGAGGAGGAAGCGACGCGAGAGGAGAGUGACUUGGGAGAGGAAGACCGUCUCGCCAACGGACAUGGCGAGGAGGAAUCAGAGGCCAGCAUGGUCAAACCUGUCCAGUCUCCAUGCACUAGCUACUGGAACAUCACAGAGGGACCAGACCAACCACUCCUCCUGUCUCGGGCCGCCGGGCCCUCCGGAUCUAAACCCAGGGUCCAGAGGGCUUCCCGUCCCGGCCUGAGCCGGAUCCCAGGCCGCGACCACCGCCGCUACUACCACGAGUACUGGCGCAGCGAGUACCUGAUGGACUUUGACCCCCAGCGGCACGGAAUGAUCUGUAUGGUGUGCGGCAGCUCGCUGGCCACCCUGAAGCUCAGCACCAUCAAGAGGCACAUCAGACAGAAGCACCCGGACUCCCUGCUUUGGAGCGCCGCCGACAAGGAGGUCAUCCACUCAGGCUGGGAGAGCCACCUGAGCCUGGGGGGAGGUCAGAGGUCAUUCACUUCUGCUGCUGGACCUUCAGCUCAGGAAGAGGAGGAGCAGCUGGUAUCAGAGCAGCAUGCUGCCGCAGAACCCCCAGAGCCUGUGACGCCUCAGGAGCAGCCACAGCAACCCCCCAGUUUAUCUCCCCGCUCUGAGGAGGGUGAAGCCUCACAGCUCAAAGAGGAGGAGCAGGACCUCCCCGGGCCAUCAGCCCGGACCCUGGAACGCUACCUGAAUGACUCGCUGCACGCCUGGUUCCGCCAGGAGUUCCUGAUGGAGUACGAGGCGGAGGCCGGCCGGCUGCUGUGCAUGGUGUGUGGAGGAGAGCUGCCCUCACUCCACCUGGACCACAUCAAGAGCCACGUGCUGGACACCCACCCCAACUCCUUGGUCUACAGCUCCGAGGAGAAGCACUGCAUCUUGCAGGCCUGGGCUCAGACUCAUGAAGAGUCAGAAAACUCAAUCAAAUCAGAGCCCAACACCGAAGAAGGUGGGGCGGACCUCUAUGCUCAGGGAGUGGAGGCCAUCCAGAUCAACACUGACUUGUACCCAGAAGGCGAUGGCACUUUAACUCAGGACACUUGUCUUAUUGGUGAGGACGGAGGCGUCGGAGUUCCACAGCAGGGACCUCAGCCCCUCCGCCAGCCCAGGAAGAGGAGGUUACACGGGGGCGACCCGUGGCGGCUCCGCCUCGACUACCUGGUGGCCUACGGGCCUCAGGGCCGCGGCACGUUCUGCAUGGUGUGUUCUCAGGUCCUGCAGGAAACCAAGGUCAGCAGCUUCCGCCGCCACAUCCAGGAAUGUCACCCAGAGACGACAACCCUGAGCCGACAAGAAAGGGAAGCCAUGGCUGCUGCCUGGACCAAAGAUUACUCUAGUGAAGGCAUGCAAGUACAAGAUGCAGAAAUCAACCCGAGUGCAGCUGAUGUCCUAAAUACCACAGGAGAGACGAAUGAGGACACCUCCCCUGAUGUCAGAACUCCCAGCAAAAUGGUGAAGAAGGAGGAGGGUGUUAGUGGAGGGAAGGGUAAAGCGAGGGAUGACGGCGCUGCAGCCACACCCUCUCGUCACGGCCAUUACCCUGGGAAGGACCAGAGGAGGAACUACCAGGUGCGCUGGCGGAUGGAGUACCUGAUGGAUUAUGACUGUCGCAGACACGGGCUGAUCUGCAUGGUGUGCGGAGCCACUCUGGCCACACUGAAGGUCAGCACCAUCAAGAGGCACAUCACGCAGGUACACCCACACUCUCUUUACUACAGCUCGGAGCAGAAGCAGGAGGCCCUGCUGAGCUAUAACCAGACCGCCCUGCACUUCAUCCACUCUGACGACUGCUUCUCCUCCCAGGACCAUGGACACACCGAGCUGGCCCCUGAUCCAGCACACAUCAGCAUUUAGAAAGGGCUUCCGUCCACUGUUCCUCCCACGGCCCCUAUUCAGAACCUUCCACCUUCUUUCUUUAAGAGAAAUUCAAGUAUUUGUCAAACAGGGUAUUAUUCUCUUAUUCGUGCCCACUGUCCCCACUAGCUUUGUUCCAAAUUUACCAAAUCUUUACAUAACAGGCGCAGAGUGAAUUUUAAUCAGACAGAAUCCUGCGAAUAAAGACCAAAAAUGAUGACUAUAACGAUAAUGAUGUGAACAUCCACACGAAUAAAUAGUUCUUCUAUCAUUCAUCAAAUUGCUCUGAAAGUGACCCAACAAAAUUGUUCGUCACUGGGUUCGUUGUGGUGUUGAAGCCACCAUCCACUUGAGUUGGAACGAUUUUUAAAACAACAUAUUCAUAGUCAUUGUCAUAGUUGUCAUUCGUGGUGUGGACAGCUCUUAAGACCCAGGCUGACAAAUACUGGGAAUUCCCCUGUAAAUGUAAAUCUGAAUCUGAUGCUGUGGCUGGUAGCAACUGCCACAAAGGAAAUGUCACAACCAUGUCACAACCUACAAAUGUCAUGGCCUAAAAAAUGAAAGUCCAGCUCGGCACUUUUGAAUUAAUUAAAGCCACAUCUGCACGGCAUUCAUGUCACCUGAGGUUCUCAUGAGAUUUUGGAAAUUAAUAAUAAUAAUUCAUAUUUAUAGUAAUAAUAAUUAUUAAAGCUGCAAGCAGCAACGAACAAGCCCUCACACCCGCCAACCACACAUUGUAAAAUGUAUGUAAAUGAAAUGAUGUUUGUCACAUAAGGCUACCCUCCUGUUGCCAGUAGAUGGUGUCAUUAUUUUGACUCAGUAUUAUAGAUUAGGCAAGCUAAAACAACUUGCUUUUUUUAUGGCAAAAGGUACAAAAAUAGCAUUUUGAUUAAGAAAACAGCUGGUAUAUGCAAUUAUUACAAAUCACAUGAGGUCCCCAGGUGACGGCCACAUCAGACCGGCAUUUGAGAUGGUAAAAUUUUGGUGCACUUGUGGCUAGCUUACACCAGCUAGCUAGCAUGUUAGCUCUUAAGCCACUGGGUACAGUAGCUCACCCACUAGCCCUACAAGUAGUCACUACUUCACCAAUCAAUAAAUCCAUUAGUAAAUCUGCAUGGUGCUUUUGUGUAAACUGUGGUGAAAUUUGCACCAUGGAUCAAUAGCAAAGUGGAUUUUGUUUUCACACUUUCUGGUCUGAUCGGUCAUUAAUAACAUAAUAAUAUAAAUUAAGCUUUUAUAGGGAUGCACCGAUUUUGAAAUUCUGGGCUGAUACCGAUGUUUAAAAUA